UCUAAAUAGUUGGUCACUUGGUGACUGUUUUAUAACCUCAAACUUCAUUUUUAGAUUUCAAAAUGAUUUACAAAAAGCUGUCUUCACUUUCAGAAAUAUCAAAAGCACAAAUAUCCAAGAUCUUGAAUUCUUGCUCCGGUCUUAAAGAUCUUGUACUGGAUCCGAAAAUCAUCAAACCCUUAGAGAGGAUAUGCGGAAUUCGUUGGCUAAAGGCCAAUUACGUCGAGAAAAUCUUCAAAUUGGAGGACAACAUUCCAAACAGUUCCAAUCCGCAAUUUUACUUCAUUUACACGAGUUUGAGCACUCUAAAGAAGCUUCUGCAACAAAUUCGUUUGCGAUUAAAAAACGAUGCAACGGUGGCCGACAUGUACCACAUUGUAAUAAUACCUCGAUUUCUGUAUGUCUUCGAAAACAUGCUGGAAGAAAUGGGGUUAUUUGGGGUUGUGAAGCUUUACUCGUUGCAAUGGCAGCCUCUUCAUCUAGAUCGAGGCAUUUUGAGUUUGGAAAUACCUAACUUGUAUCGAAGGUUGUUUGUGCAGCAUGAUUUGUCGCUGCUACCGAUUUACGCUAAAAGUUUGUGGCACCUUUAUUUCGUUAUAGGAAAGCCGAGGUUCCACUUCGCUUUGGGUGCUCAUUCAAUCUCCGUACUGAAGCAGUUGGAUACUCUGUACGAGAAUUUACCUAACACUGACAAGGUGGAGGCAGAUUGCGGUGCUGUGAUAAUGUUAGAUCGUAACGUAGACUACGUCAGUGCACUUUUGACUCCCUCAACGUAUACGGCUUUGCUAAACGAGGUGUACGGUAUCAACUGCGGGGUGUGCGAGCAUAAAUCAACAGGCACUCCGGAGCACGACCAGAAAUUUAACCGCAUUCCAAAAAAGGAGCCUAUACAAAUUAUUCUCGACAGUACGAACGACUCAAUUUACCGCGACAUAAAAAAUCGAUACUUCCCCGAGGUGACCUCGAUCCUACGCACUUUGACUCGAGACUUGCGAAAAGAAGGAGAAAACUCGCGGGGGAUGGCUCUGGACGAGAUAAAAAAAUACGUAUCCACACAACUGCAGGCGACCGCGUCCAAAAUGAAGUACCUGGCCAACCAUUUGGAGGCGGCCCAGACGAUUAUAAACCACUUAGGCCACCGUUUCGAGAUGCAACAGGACACAGAACAACUGCUAAUCCAAAACAAAGGAAAGAGUUCCAACUUGGCCUAUCUGGAGGAGGUGCUCGUAACCGAAAACAACAGGAAUGCCGCGUUGAGGCUCCUCUGCCUAAUGGCAAUCACACAAAAACUCUCCGACAGCGAGGUGAAGUCAUUUUGGCAAAAGUUUCUUCACGAGUUCGGAUAUUAUUAUGGAUUCGUGCACAAUAAUCUACUUAGGGCCGGGUUUUUAACCGAAGAGACAUCCGCUUCCGCUAACCUACCGAAUAUUGUCAGUAAAUUUCUAACAAACGACUUUUACGUUAACAUCAAUAGGCUAAAACAGGCCCCCGUCGAUCCGGCGAAAGUUAGUUUAAAGGCGCCGACGUGUUGCAGUUACGUGUUUGGUGGUGCUUACAUACCUCUGAUCGUACAAAUUGCCAGUAUGAUUUUAUGUAAUACUCCGCUAAAUGAGAUUAAAACCAAGUUGGAGCCGUUAGGCCCGUUCAGCAUACGAAAUGAGCAAGGUUAUCCUCUUGAGGCACGAACAAUUUUGAUAUACAUAGUGGGCGGAGUCACAUACUCGGAAAUUGCAGCCUGCAAUUUAUUAGAAACACUGACUGGUAGCACAAUUAUCGUUUGUAGUGAUAAAAUAAUUUCAGGCAAUGAUCUGAUGGAAGCUUUAACUACUGUUUAACGCUGUCGAUUUUGGUUUCGCUUCACAUUUACAUUCAUCAUUACCAUCACAAUAACCGGCGGGCUUUCCUCCUUUCGGAAGGCAAUUGAGUAGGCAUCCGAUAUCGCCUCUAAUUAGGCAGAUGUAGUCAUCAGCAUCUAGUGCCAUUGUGAUAUAAUUAUAUAAAAUUGAAGAGUACAUAGCUGCAAUUACACAGACAGUCGUUAAUGCAAUUAACAUGUGUAGAAUAAUUGUUAAUCUUGACAUGGUUAAUAAGAUACCACUAGUGUUGUAAGCUCUCUUAUAUGUUGGUUAUAAUUAAUAUUGAGUGUCUUGGCAUUUAUGGUAAUUGUUUGUAAAUAAACGUUUAUGUACGUUGAUUAAUU
This is a messenger RNA of Photinus pyralis (common eastern firefly), 2200 nucleotides long. It is a transcript of the gene Vps33B, whose product is annotated as vacuolar protein sorting-associated protein 33B. Lineage: Eukaryota; Metazoa; Arthropoda; Insecta; Coleoptera; Lampyridae. Bases 63 to 1835 code for a protein of 590 amino acids. Gene Ontology annotation, cellular component: CORVET complex; lysosome. The transcript has 3 exons. The record is from RefSeq and is a predicted model, not a curated record. Gene Ontology annotation, biological process: vesicle-mediated transport; intracellular protein transport.